Symbiodinium sp. CCMP2456 is the source of this 756-nucleotide messenger RNA. Lineage: Eukaryota; Dinophyceae; Suessiales; Symbiodiniaceae. The record is from the annotation of a GenBank genome assembly.
AUGUGGUCCUUUGAUGGGCCUCCCGACAGCUAUGGCCACUGGGAUCACGAGACUGCGAGACCAGCGGAACGAGCGAUUCUGGGCAUGAGCACGCACGGAGUACUCAGACCCGUCAUCGUGCAGCUCAAGAAAGCAGCGAUGCUGGAUACAGAGCAGCAGGUGACAGACCUCCUAAGUGAAGAUUUCUUGGAAGGCUUGCAAGCCUUUACUUUGGUGCUGGAGCUGGUGGGUUGGCAUGUGAACGAUCUGCUCACGACGGAUUUAGAGAAGUUGCGUCGCUCCAUGGCGAAGUACGGGAAGGCGAGCUACCGGGAAUGGCUUCAGAACGAGAUCCCUGUGCACGCUGAAAGCGGCUACAAGGAGUACGCUGACGAGUCGGCAGCCAUGGCAAAUCUGUGGGUGGCCAGGAAUCUGCGCUUCUUUGCGGAGAUGUUCGGCCUUCAGGCAGAUGGCCACGAGACAACGGACGCUGUGCGCGUGGCGUAUUCCAGGACGCUGCAGGAUCACCAUGGCUUCAUACAGCGCCAGGCGUUUUUCCUGGUCAUGGCACAGAUCCCCGACGGAGCGAAGUUACUCAGGGUUCUUGAAGGUGAAGUUCUAAUCGGCACCGAGAAAGUGGUCCAGGAGUUGCUCGAGCUCUCAGAUGUUGGGACUCGUAUCUCCGACUAUUUGUUCCGGAUGGACAGGGACAUCGUGAUGGAGAACGAAAAGCGCCAGGAGCAAUUCGAGGUCGAUGCAGCGUAUGGCAGGGCAUAG